Callithrix jacchus (white-tufted-ear marmoset) is the source of this 21329-nucleotide messenger RNA. The record is from RefSeq and is a predicted model, not a curated record. NCBI's taxonomy places the organism in Eukaryota, Metazoa, Chordata, Mammalia, Primates, Cebidae.
AUGAAUGUGCUUUGUGGGGCGGAGUACAGAAAAGAGCGCGUGCCGCAUUUUGUCCCCCGCUUGCCCACCAGGCUCCAUUCCCUCUGGAGCGCACACCUAGGCCGUUUGCGUUCCCCGCGUCCCCCCGCCGGAAGCGGCCUGGAGGGGGCCUGGACGCCGCGGUGUCGUGCGCACACUGCUCGGGUGGGCCGGACGCCACGCGGAGGGCUGGGAGGGACUGAGGGGCGCGGGGGGCGGCCUGAAUCCCUGUCCCGCCCCCCCGGAACCCCGCCCCGCCCCGUCCCGGGCGCGCCCGCGCGCGCGGACAUUCUCAGCCCCGACAGCGGCCGCUCAGGUCGGACCUGCGCGCAGCGGCCGGAGAUGCAGCGGGGCGCCGCGCCGUACCUGCGACUGUGGCUCUGCCUCGGACUCCUGGACGGUGGCUCGGCGUCCUCGGAGCCGGGCCCCGUCGGGCUGCGCCCUGGGCCUGGAUCCUUCGUGCCCUUACUCGCUUCCCCGCGGCGCGCCUCUUGGUCCCAACCCACGCGCACCGGAGAUCCCGGGCAUCCCGGCCCGGCCCCAGACUUGGGUGCGCACUUCCCGACGCCCGGAGUCCGCACUUCCCGACGCCCGGAGUCCGCACUCGCGAUUGCUGGUUUAGCAGGGCACCCGGACCAGUGUGUUUUGUGCAGAGUGUUGCGGAGUGCUGCUGCACUGGGGCGCUGGCUGAAGCAGCCGCAACAGCCAAAACGGCUGUGCUUGCAUCCCGUGUCUCUCCUACAGCUGGGAAUUUCCUUGUUCUGUGGGCAACAAAGAUCCAUCUGGAAAUGCGGCUUUGACUCAUCCUCUGCGCGUUCACUGAGAGCUGCGAUCCUGAGUUGUUCUUACCGUGCCAUCUUGAAUCAAGUGCCAGGAGAGGACUUGUUGGCAUCUGAGAGGAAGAAAACAACUGUGCAUGUCCAGAGUCCCCAGUGCAGCUUUGGGGGGUGGUCCCCAGAGGAGACCCAGAUGUCACUGGGAACCCCUCCAGUAGGGUGGGGCCAAGCUCUUCUGACCCCAGCUGGGCUUCCUGCCUGGACUCUGUGGAAUUGCUCAACAAGAUUCAGCGCUGCAGCCUGGGGCCAGGAGUCAGGGCAGUACCAAGACAGUGGGCAGGAGGGCUGCAGAGGGACUUUACAGGCCCUGAAGGCCCAGAGCAUUGACUGCCACGAUGAGACCAGGUCCCUCAGGAGAAUGAUAAGAGAGGGAAAGAGGGAGAAGGCCAGAGCUAGAGGAGCUCAUGAGUCAGAGGGUGAGAGACAAGAGGAAGGAGACAAUUACGUGCUGAUGGUCGUCUGCACUCUUGGACUCUUCCAUAUCUGCUCCAGCAGCUUCAGGAUGUUGGGAGCAGCAGCGGUGAUGGGGCGGCCAUGGGAAGGAAAGGGGAGAGUGAGACUUGAGGAGGCACUCGGCCCCUGCUGUCCUGAGGCUGCGGAGCCAACCCCACAGGCUCCGGUGUGCUCAUCUCCAGAUCCUUCUCCGCAGCCUGGAUCACUUCCUACAGUGAGGGAGGAGCCUCUGUCUUCCCAUACACUUUCCCAGCCCUCACAUCCUGUAACUGCCCAGGCAGGGAAGGCCAAGGCCGUGUCAUCCCAUUCCUCCAAGAGGCAGCCACCAUCUCCAGGACGUUGUGCACAGUAUGUGAUUCCCUCCCUCCUACUCUAGGGCCUGUCUGCUCUUCUGAUUAAUCCCAUGUCUUUUCUCCCUGUCAAUCACCAAUCCCGCUGCUCUCCAACAAAACACAGGAGGGAAGAGCAGGACUGUACCACCAGGCCUUCCAUAAACCCAUGGGUUGCACCCUAGGUGGGCAGCACCUGCCACAGACCUGGGGCUCAGUUGGAGCCUGUGGGACGGGGUGACAACUGAUGUCACAGAUUGACUGUUGUAUGCCUGGGAUGACCUUAGGGACCUGGAAAAUACUCAACCCUCACAAGAAUCCCACAAGCUACUGGAAGCUUAGAAACACUGUAACGGGACUCUAGACAAAGCCCCAUGUCCCACUGCCUUAAUCCUCAAGGGAGGCUGUGGUUCUCAGCACAUGAAUGAAUGGGCCCUGCCCGUUUUACCUGAGAUGUGGGAGGACUGGGCGGGAGGGCACCUGGCAGGCCUGACACAGAAAACAAGCUGGGCCUGACUGCAGUGUGGGGUGCAGGACAAGGAUGUCAGGCCAGAACGGAGGGUGUAACAAGACAAGUGACCCCGGUGCCAGCUGCCCAGCGGCUCUGUCCUGGGCCCAGUGGAUUCCAGGAACCAGGUUAUAAGGGUGUGAGCCUGCAGCAACACACAGCCACUCCACACACACACCCUAGGAUUCCUGCUGGCCACAGAGGGCCUCGGUAACAGCUGGACACUGAAUUCUUUAAACCAAUUCAACUUCCAUUCGUAGCUCAACGAUUUGGGACUGGGUGAGAAGUGGAGGCCAGAGUCGUGCUCCACCAUGGGAUCCCCCCUUGGGUCUCUAGGAUGGGGGCACACUGAGUAAUCCCAAAGGAGGAUUCUCUACUUCAGGAGACCCAGGGAGUGCCCUGUGACCAGGAGCAGAUGCUGAGGGCUGGACAGGAAGGUGCUGCUGCAGGUCCCCAGAGUGCAGAUGGAGAGGGUGAGCUCCUGGCACAUGCAUGAAGGACUUUGUGUCCAGGGUCACAGAGCACCUGUGAGGGGCUGUGUCCCACCUCACUCCCCAUACAUUACUGAAUGCCACACCCACACACUCAUCUCUUGUUCCCAUUCAAAAAGGACACUAUGCCCCCUCCCCCCACAAAACCCAGGGCUUUCAUGUUUGCUGUGGCACAGGCAGGAGAGAUCUGGCCUCCUGGAAAAGAUCAUCUUGCUCAUCAGGGAACAAAUCAUGGGUAUGAGCAGAGCACACACGACGCCCAUGGAAACAAAGCUCCUUCAAUUUCUCAUUAACAUGCAGAAAGAAAAAACCACACCUUUAUACCUGAGCAUGUCGAAUGCUUGUGAAAAUCGGGUUAUCCAACACAAUAGAGUAUGUCCCUGAUUUAUUUCUCUGCUUCAGACCAGGAGCUGAGGAAUGAUGCCUACCACUACCACCAACCACCUGUGAGCUCGCUUCUCUGUGUUUCACAUUAAUAAAUGCACAUAGAAAAGUCCAGCAUAACAUGUAUCUACUGAUACCCUGCGUCAGGCAGCCCUUGAGACUUCCCUAAAAUGACAGACAGUGUUUGGGACCUCUCAGGACUCUUAUCCUUCCACAUGCACAAACAGAUGCCAGAACUGCCUGGCAUAACGACGAGUUCUACCAGGGCCGCCUGGUGACCCACUGCAUCAACCCUCCUCCCAUUUCCGGAGUUCAGAUUUGCUUCUUCCAUUUGGGAGACUGAGAGCCUGGGAAAUCCAUCUCUGCACCAUCUCUGUCUGAGGAGUGAGGAUAUGACAUUUACCUUCAGGUACAGCCGUGGUGGAGGAUGAAUGGGUGAAUUUAGGUGACAUGUGCAGUAGCAAUUCAAUGUUUUAGACAGUUUUUCUGAAUUUUCUGGGAAAACACGCAUACACUCCCAAAGACAUUCCCAAUCACUCCACAGGGCUGUCUCCUCCAUACCUCACCGCCCUGAGGCACACCACCCUAUUCCAUCUAAAUGGCAGUUCUGCCUCCAGGGACGCGAGAGGAUGGUCAUGGUUCUUUACUGGAUGGACUGAGCGUUUUUUAAACCAAACUGCCCCUAUCUCCUUUCUGUCAGGAAGCUCAAACCAAAGCAGCCCCCCAGCAAAAGCAGGAGAGUGAGUGCCACCUGUUGCCACACUCAAGAUCUUUCCUGAGCGGAGGAGCGCUCCCAGAAUACACACCUUUUUCCUUGGAGGGUUCCUCUGCCUGCAUGGACAGAAAGGAAAACACCGUGAGCUUCAGACCAUCCUGAGGCUUGAGUGUACAGGUCUUUUCUUCAUUGUUGACAUUAGAAGACCAGAUGGGAAAGAGUGUCCAAGUCAGAGGAACACAGAAGAAGAACAGGACAACUGACGCUAACGUCGUUCUCGCAGGAUAUUCCCUCUCAAGGUCCUGUGACUUGGCAGUGAAGUGCUUCUGCCCCAAGCACGGAAUCAAGCUGCAGAGGAGGAAGCUCACUGUCACUAAGUGCGUGGCUGGUGCUGCCAUUUUCUCCUCCUGUCUUAAAUCAAGCCUCAGUGGGGAACAGACUCUCACUCGGAAUUCUCCCCACCAAAGACACUGUAUAAAUCACCUAUGACACAUAGGGUCAGAUUCUCCUACCGUACUGAAAUUCAAAAGGAUAAAGUUGAGAAAUCUUUUCUCCAACCAAACCAGGUGGACUGACCUUCCCCUGUGGUGGCUCCUCCUCAUCUGAGGAUUGGUAGGAGAACUCUUCCAGCACGGUGUAUCCUGUGGGAAGUAAAAGGACACAGAGUGAGUCAGCAGGUGCAGAAGAGGAGCAGGGAAGAGAGGUUCUCUAGCCCCAGGUCACCCCAUCAACGUGAAAUAGCCCAUCUCAAACAGGGCACAGCACCCAGGGCAGGCUGUGUGUCCCUGCAGGCUCUUCAGGCUCCUGCCUCCUAAUCUGACUUGAGCUCACUUGCCCUCCCUGAGUCCUUCCAAUCUCAUUUCCCCCCUAGAAUCCACCUCUGGUGCUUCUGCGUGCAUCAGUCAUUCUGCAAUAUGUUAUACUUGGUACAAAGCAACCUUUCUUCUGAGACAUCUCAUUCGAGCCAAAUACACGCUAUGUUCACCAGUCUGUUGUACUGAAGACAAUAAAGCUUUGAAAAUACUUAGUUAUCCUCUCCUUUAAAGGUCGCCCCUAUUUAGCAAGUGCUAUCUGUUGUUGCACUGACCUUCUCAAGGCAACAUCUGCGUGUGUCAAGAGUUCAUUGCUGCUCACACUCACGCUGGCUCUGACACUGGAACAGUCUGUCAGGGGAGCAGCAGGUGGGGGAACUGACCGGAGCUCUCCAUCCCAGCCGUGCAGCAGGUUCCUGCGGGGAAGAUGGCCUCUUACCCAAGCUGGAGUGGUGUGACAUGAUCACUGUUCACUGGAACCUGCACCUCCAGGGAUCAAGUGACCUUCCCCACUCUGCCAUCCAGGUAGCUGGCACAAAAUGCGUGCCACCACACCCAGGUAACUUUUUGUACUUUUAGUCGAUAUGAACUUUCACCACGUUGCCUAGGCCGAUCUCCAACUCCUGGACUCAAGCAAUCCCCUCGCCUCGACCUCUCAAGGUGCCAGGAUUACAGGCAUGAGCCAUGCACCCGGCCCACCUGAGCAUGUCGAAUGCUUGUGAAAAUCGGGUUAUCCAACACAAUAGAGUAUGUCCCUGAUUUAUUUCUCUGCUUCAGACCAGGAGCUGAGGAAUGAUGCCACCACUACCACCAACCACCUGUGAGCUCGCUUCUCUGUGUUUCACAUUAAUAAAUGCACAUAGAAAAGUCCAGCAUAACAUGUAUCUACUGAUACCCUGCGUCAGGCAGCCCUUGAGACUUCCCUAAAAUGACAGACAGUGUUUGGGACCUCUCAGGACUCUUAUCCUUCCACAUGCACAAACAGAUGCCAGAACUGCCUGGCAUAACGACGAGUUCUACCAGGGCCGCCUGGUGACCCACUGCAUCAACCCUCCUCCCAUUUCCGGAGUUCAGAUUUGCUUCUUCCAUUUGGGAGACUGAGAGCCUGGGAAAUCCAUCUCUGCACCAUCUCUGUCUGAGGAGUGAGGAUAUGACAUUUACCUUCAGGUACAGCCGUGGUGGAGGAUGAAUGGGUGAAUUUAGGUGACAUGUGCAGUAGCAAUUCAAUGUUUUAGACAGUUUUUCUGAAUUUUCUGGGAAAACACGCAUACACUCCCAAAGACAUUCCCAAUCACUCCACAGGGCUGUCUCCUCCAUACCUCACCGCCCUGAGGCACACCACCCUAUUCCAUCUAAAUGGCAGUUCUGCCUCCAGGGACGCGAGAGGAUGGUCAUGGUUCUUUACUGGAUGGACUGAGCGUUUUUUAAACCAAACUGCCCCUAUCUCCUUUCUGUCAGGAAGCUCAAACCAAAGCAGCCCCCCAGCAAAAGCAGGAGAGUGAGUGCCACCUGUUGCCACACUCAAGAUCUUUCCUGAGCGGAGGAGCGCUCCCAGAAUACACACCUUUUUCCUUGGAGGGUUCCUCUGCCUGCAUGGACAGAAAGGAAAACACCGUGAGCUUCAGACCAUCCUGAGGCUUGAGUGUACAGGUCUUUUCUUCAUUGUUGACAUUAGAAGACCAGAUGGGAAAGAGUGUCCAAGUCAAAGGAACACAGAAGAAGAACAGGACAGCUGACUCACGCUAACGUCGUUCUCGCAGGAUAUUCCCUCUCAAGGUCCUGUGACUUGGCAGUGAAGUGCUUCUGCCCCAAGCACGGAAUCAAGCUGCAGAGGAGGAAGCUCACUGUCACUAAGUGCGUGGCUGGUGCUGCCAUUUUCUCCUCCUGUCUUAAAUCAAGCCUCAGUGGGGAACAGACUCUCACUCGGAAUUCUCCCCACCAAAGACACUGUAUAAAUCACCUAUGACACAUAGGGUCAGAUUCUCCUACCGUACUGAAAUUCAAAAGGAUAAAGUUGAGAAAUCUUUUCUCCAACCAAACCAGGUGGACUGACCUUCCCCUGUGGUGGCUCCUCCUCAUCUGAGGAUUGGUAGGAGAACUCUUCCAGCACGGUGUAUCCUGUGGGAAGUAAAAGGACACAGAGUGAGUCAGCAGGUGCAGAAGAGGAGCAGGGAAGAGAGGUUCUCUAGCCCCAGGUCACCCCAUCAACGUGAAAUAGCCCAUCUCAAACAGGGCACAGCACCCAGGGCAGGCUGUGUGUCCCUGCAGGCUCUUCAGGCUCCUGCCUCCUAAUCUGACUUGAGCUCACUUGCCCUCCCUGAGUCCUUCCAAUCUCAUUUCCCCCCUAGAAUCCACCUCUGGUGCUUCUGCGUGCAUCAGUCAUUCUGCAAUAUGUUAUACUUGGUACAAAGCAACCUUUCUUCUGAGACAUCUCAUUCGAGCCAAAUACACGCUAUGUUCACCAGUCUGUUGUACUGAAGACAAUAAAGCUUUGAAAAUACUUAGUUAUCCUCUCCUUUAAAGGUCGCCCCUAUUUAGCAAGUGCUAUCUGUUGUUGCACUGACCUUCUCAAGGCAACAUCUGCGUGUGUCAAGAGUUCAUUGCUGCUCACACUCACGCUGGCUCUGACACUGGAACAGUCUGUCAGGGGAGCAGCAGGUGGGGGAACUGACCGGAGCUCUCCAUCCCAGCCGUGCAGCAGGUUCCUGCGGGGAAGAUGGCCUCUUACCCAAGCUGGAGUGGUGUGACAUGAUCACUGUUCACUGGAACCUGCACCUCCAGGGAUCAAGUGACCUUCCCCACUCUGCCAUCCAGGUAGCUGGCACAAAAUGCGCGCCACCACACCCAGGUAACUUUUUGUACUUUUAGUCGAUAUGAACUUUCACCACGUUGCCUAGGCCGAUCUCCAACUCCUGGACUCAAGCAAUCCCCUCGCCUCGACCUCUCAAGGUGCCAGGAUUACAGGCAUGAGCCAUGCACCCGGCCCACCUGAGCAUGUCGAAUGCUUGUGAAAAUCGGGUUAUCCAACACAAUAGAGUAUGUCCCUGAUUUAUUUCUCUGCUUCAGACCAGGAGCUGAGGAAUGAUGCCACCACUACCACCAACCACCUGUGAGCUCGCUUCUCUGUGUUUCACAUUAAUAAAUGCACAUAGAAAAGUCCAGCAUAACAUGUAUCUACUGAUACCCUGCGUCAGGCAGCCCUUGAGACUUCCCUAAAAUGACAGACAGUGUUUGGGACCUCUCAGGACUCUUAUCCUUCCACAUGCACAAACAGAUGCCAGAACUGCCUGGCAUAACGACGAGUUCUACCAGGGCCGCCUGGUGACCCACUGCAUCAACCCUCCUCCCAUUUCCGGAGUUCAGAUUUGCUUCUUCCAUUUGGGAGACUGAGAGCCUGGGAAAUCCAUCUCUGCACCAUCUCUGUCUGAGGAGUGAGGAUAUGACAUUUACCUUCAGGUACAGCCGUGGUGGAGGAUGAAUGGGUGAAUUUAGGUGACAUGUGCAGUAGCAAUUCAAUGUUUUAGACAGUUUUUCUGAAUUUUCUGGGAAAACACGCAUACACUCCCAAAGACAUUCCCAAUCACUCCACAGGGCUGUCUCCUCCAUACCUCACCGCCCUGAGGCACACCACCCUAUUCCAUCUAAAUGGCAGUUCUGCCUCCAGGGACGCGAGAGGAUGGUCAUGGUUCUUUACUGGAUGGACUGAGCGUUUUUUAAACCAAACUGCCCCUAUCUCCUUUCUGUCAGGAAGCUCAAACCAAAGCAGCCCCCCAGCAAAAGCAGGAGAGUGAGUGCCACCUGUUGCCACACUCAAGAUCUUUCCUGAGCGGAGGAGCGCUCCCAGAAUACACACCUUUUUCCUUGGAGGGUUCCUCUGCCUGCAUGGACAGAAAGGAAAACACCGUGAGCUUCAGACCAUCCUGAGGCUUGAGUGUACAGGUCUUUUCUUCAUUGUUGACAUUAGAAGACCAGAUGGGAAAGAGUGUCCAAGUCAAAGGAACACAGAAGAAGAACAGGACAGCUGACUCACGCUAACGUCGUUCUCGCAGGAUAUUCCCUCUCAAGGUCCUGUGACUUGGCAGUGAAGUGCUUCUGCCCCAAGCACGGAAUCAAGCUGCAGAGGAGGAAGCUCACUGUCACUAAGUGCGUGGCUGGUGCUGCCAUUUUCUCCUCCUGUCUUAAAUCAAGCCUCAGUGGGGAACAGACUCUCACUCGGAAUUCUCCCCACCAAAGACACUGUAUAAAUCACCUAUGACACAUAGGGUCAGAUUCUCCUACCGUACUGAAAUUCAAAAGGAUAAAGUUGAGAAAUCUUUUCUCCAACCAAACCAGGUGGACUGACCUUCCCCUGUGGUGGCUCCUCCUCAUCUGAGGAUUGGUAGGAGAACUCUUCCAGCACGGUGUAUCCUGUGGGAAGUAAAAGGACACAGAGUGAGUCAGCAGGUGCAGAAGAGGAGCAGGGAAGAGAGGUUCUCUAGCCCCAGGUCACCCCAUCAACGUGAAAUAGCCCAUCUCAAACAGGGCACAGCACCCAGGGCAGGCUGUGUGUCCCUGCAGGCUCUUCAGGCUCCUGCCUCCUAAUCUGACUUGAGCUCACUUGCCCUCCCUGAGUCCUUCCAAUCUCAUUUCCCCCCUAGAAUCCACCUCUGGUGCUUCUGCGUGCAUCAGUCAUUCUGCAAUAUGUUAUACUUGGUACAAAGCAACCUUUCUUCUGAGACAUCUCAUUCGAGCCAAAUACACGCUAUGUUCACCAGUCUGUUGUACUGAAGACAAUAAAGCUUUGAAAAUACUUAGUUAUCCUCUCCUUUAAAGGUCGCCCCUAUUUAGCAAGUGCUAUCUGUUGUUGCACUGACCUUCUCAAGGCAACAUCUGCGUGUGUCAAGAGUUCAUUGCUGCUCACACUCACGCUGGCUCUGACACUGGAACAGUCUGUCAGGGGAGCAGCAGGUGGGGGAACUGACCGGAGCUCUCCAUCCCAGCCGUGCAGCAGGUUCCUGCGGGGAAGAUGGCCUCUUACCCAAGCUGGAGUGGUGUGACAUGAUCACUGUUCACUGGAACCUGCACCUCCAGGGAUCAAGUGACCUUCCCCACUCUGCCAUCCAGGUAGCUGGCACAAAAUGCGCGCCACCACACCCAGGUAACUUUUUGUACUUUUAGUCGAUAUGAACUUUCACCACGUUGCCUAGGCCGAUCUCCAACUCCUGGACUCAAGCAAUCCCCUCGCCUCGACCUCUCAAGGUGCCAGGAUUACAGGCAUGAGCCAUGCACCCGGCCCACCUGAGCAUGUCGAAUGCUUGUGAAAAUCGGGUUAUCCAACACAAUAGAGUAUGUCCCUGAUUUAUUUCUCUGCUUCAGACCAGGAGCUGAGGAAUGAUGCCACCACUACCACCAACCACCUGUGAGCUCGCUUCUCUGUGUUUCACAUUAAUAAAUGCACAUAGAAAAGUCCAGCAUAACAUGUAUCUACUGAUACCCUGCGUCAGGCAGCCCUUGAGACUUCCCUAAAAUGACAGACAGUGUUUGGGACCUCUCAGGACUCUUAUCCUUCCACAUGCACAAACAGAUGCCAGAACUGCCUGGCAUAACGACGAGUUCUACCAGGGCCGCCUGGUGACCCACUGCAUCAACCCUCCUCCCAUUUCCGGAGUUCAGAUUUGCUUCUUCCAUUUGGGAGACUGAGAGCCUGGGAAAUCCAUCUCUGCACCAUCUCUGUCUGAGGAGUGAGGAUAUGACAUUUACCUUCAGGUACAGCCGUGGUGGAGGAUGAAUGGGUGAAUUUAGGUGACAUGUGCAGUAGCAAUUCAAUGUUUUAGACAGUUUUUCUGAAUUUUCUGGGAAAACACGCAUACACUCCCAAAGACAUUCCCAAUCACUCCACAGGGCUGUCUCCUCCAUACCUCACCGCCCUGAGGCACACCACCCUAUUCCAUCUAAAUGGCAGUUCUGCCUCCAGGGACGCGAGAGGAUGGUCAUGGUUCUUUACUGGAUGGACUGAGCGUUUUUUAAACCAAACUGCCCCUAUCUCCUUUCUGUCAGGAAGCUCAAACCAAAGCAGCCCCCCAGCAAAAGCAGGAGAGUGAGUGCCACCUGUUGCCACACUCAAGAUCUUUCCUGAGCGGAGGAGCGCUCCCAGAAUACACACCUUUUUCCUUGGAGGGUUCCUCUGCCUGCAUGGACAGAAAGGAAAACACCGUGAGCUUCAGACCAUCCUGAGGCUUGAGUGUACAGGUCUUUUCUUCAUUGUUGACAUUAGAAGACCAGAUGGGAAAGAGUGUCCAAGUCAGAGGAACACAGAAGAAGAACAGGACAACUGACUCACGCUAACGUCGUUCUCGCAGGAUAUUCCCUCUCAAGGUCCUGUGACUUGGCAGUGAAGUGAUUCUGCCCCAAGCACGGAAUCAAGCUGCAGAGGAGGAAGCUCACUGUCACUAAGUGCGUGGCUGGUGCUGCCAUUUUCUCCUCCUGUCUUAAAUCAAGCCUCAGUGGGGAACAGACUCUCACUCGGAAUUCUCCCCACCAAAGACACUGUAUAAAUCACCUAUGACACAUAGGGUCAGAUUCUCCUACCGUACUGAAAUUCAAAAGGAUAAAGUUGAGAAAUCUUUUCUCCAACCAAACCAGGUGGACUGACCUUCCCCUGUGGUGGCUCCUCCUCAUCUGAGGAUUGGUAGGAGAACUCUUCCAGCACGGUGUAUCCUGUGGGAAGUAAAAGGACACAGAGUGAGUCAGCAGGUGCAGAAGAGGAGCAGGGAAGAGAGGUUCUCUAGCCCCAGGUCACCCCAUCAACGUGAAAUAGCCCAUCUCAAACAGGGCACAGCACCCAGGGCAGGCUGUGUGUCCCUGCAGGCUCUUCAGGCUCCUGCCUCCUAAUCUGACUUGAGCUCACUUGCCCUCCCUGAGUCCUUCCAAUCUCAUUUCCCCCCUAGAAUCCACCUCUGGUGCUUCUGCGUGCAUCAGUCAUUCUGCAAUAUGUUAUACUUGGUACAAAGCAACCUUUCUUCUGAGACAUCUCAUUCGAGCCAAAUACACGCUAUGUUCACCAGUCUGUUGUACUGAAGACAAUAAAGCUUUGAAAAUACUUAGUUAUCCUCUCCUUUAAAGGUCGCCCCUAUUUAGCAAGUGCUAUCUGUUGUUGCACUGACCUUCUCAAGGCAACAUCUGCGUGUGUCAAGAGUUCAUUGCUGCUCACACUCACGCUGGCUCUGACACUGGAACAGUCUGUCAGGGGAGCAGCAGGUGGGGGAACUGACCGGAGCUCUCCAUCCCAGCCGUGCAGCAGGUUCCUGCGGGGAAGAUGGCCUCUUACCCAAGCUGGAGUGGUGUGACAUGAUCACUGUUCACUGGAACCUGCACCUCCAGGGAUCAAGUGACCUUCCCCACUCUGCCAUCCAGGUAGCUGGCACAAAAUGCGCGCCACCACACCCAGGUAACUUUUUGUACUUUUAGUCGAUAUGAACUUUCACCACGUUGCCUAGGCCGAUCUCCAACUCCUGGACUCAAGCAAUCCCCUCGCCUCGACCUCUCAAGGUGCCAGGAUUACAGGCAUGAGCCAUGCACCCGGCCCACCUGAGCAUGUCGAAUGCUUGUGAAAAUCGGGUUAUCCAACACAAUAGAGUAUGUCCCUGAUUUAUUUCUCUGCUUCAGACCAGGAGCUGAGGAAUGAUGCCACCACUACCACCAACCACCUGUGAGCUCGCUUCUCUGUGUUUCACAUUAAUAAAUGCACAUAGAAAAGUCCAGCAUAACAUGUAUCUACUGAUACCCUGCGUCAGGCAGCCCUUGAGACUUCCCUAAAAUGACAGACAGUGUUUGGGACCUCUCAGGACUCUUAUCCUUCCACAUGCACAAACAGAUGCCAGAACUGCCUGGCAUAACGACGAGUUCUACCAGGGCCGCCUGGUGACCCACUGCAUCAACCCUCCUCCCAUUUCCGGAGUUCAGAUUUGCUUCUUCCAUUUGGGAGACUGAGAGCCUGGGAAAUCCAUCUCUGCACCAUCUCUGUCUGAGGAGUGAGGAUAUGACAUUUACCUUCAGGUACAGCCGUGGUGGAGGAUGAAUGGGUGAAUUUAGGUGACAUGUGCAGUAGCAAUUCAAUGUUUUAGACAGUUUUUCUGAAUUUUCUGGGAAAACACGCAUACACUCCCAAAGACAUUCCCAAUCACUCCACAGGGCUGUCUCCUCCAUACCUCACCGCCCUGAGGCACACCACCCUAUUCCAUCUAAAUGGCAGUUCUGCCUCCAGGGACGCGAGAGGAUGGUCAUGGUUCUUUACUGGAUGGACUGAGCGUUUUUUAAACCAAACUGCCCCUAUCUCCUUUCUGUCAGGAAGCUCAAACCAAAGCAGCCCCCCAGCAAAAGCAGGAGAGUGAGUGCCACCUGUUGCCACACUCAAGAUCUUUCCUGAGCGGAGGAGCGCUCCCAGAAUACACACCUUUUUCCUUGGAGGGUUCCUCUGCCUGCAUGGACAGAAAGGAAAACACCGUGAGCUUCAGACCAUCCUGAGGCUUGAGUGUACAGGUCUUUUCUUCAUUGUUGACAUUAGAAGACCAGAUGGGAAAGAGUGUCCGAGUCAAAGGAACACAGAAGAAGAACAGGACAGCUGACUCACGCUAACGUCGUUCUCGCAGGAUAUUCCCUCUCAAGGUCCUGUGACUUGGCAGUGAAGUGCUUCUGCCCCAAGCACGGAAUCAAGCUGCAGAGGAGGAAGCUCACUGUCACUAAGUGCGUGGCUGGUGCUGCCAUUUUCUCCUCCUGUCUUAAAUCAAGCCUCAGUGGGGAACAGACUCUCACUCGGAAUUCUCCCCACCAAAGACACUGUAUAAAUCACCUAUGACACAUAGGGUCAGAUUCUCCUACCGUACUGAAAUUCAAAAGGAUAAAGUUGAGAAAUCUUUUCUCCAACCAAACCAGGUGGACUGACCUUCCCCUGUGGUGGCUCCUCCUCAUCUGAGGAUUGGUAGGAGAACUCUUCCAGCACGGUGUAUCCUGUGGGAAGUAAAAGGACACAGAGUGAGUCAGCAGGUGCAGAAGAGGAGCAGGGAAGAGAGGUUCUCUAGCCCCAGGUCACCCCAUCAACGUGAAAUAGCCCAUCUCAAACAGGGCACAGCACCCAGGGCAGGCUGUGUGUCCCUGCAGGCUCUUCAGGCUCCUGCCUCCUAAUCUGACUUGAGCUCACUUGCCCUCCCUGAGUCCUUCCAAUCUCAUUUCCCCCCUAGAAUCCACCUCUGGUGCUUCUGCGUGCAUCAGUCAUUCUGCAAUAUGUUAUACUUGGUACAAAGCAACCUUUCUUCUGAGACAUCUCAUUCGAGCCAAAUACACGCUAUGUUCACCAGUCUGUUGUACUGAAGACAAUAAAGCUUUGAAAAUACUUAGUUAUCCUCUCCUUUAAAGGUCGCCCCUAUUUAGCAAGUGCUAUCUGUUGUUGCACUGACCUUCUCAAGGCAACAUCUGCGUGUGUCAAGAGUUCAUUGCUGCUCACACUCACGCUGGCUCUGACACUGGAACAGUCUGUCAGGGGAGCAGCAGGUGGGGGAACUGACCGGAGCUCUCCAUCCCAGCCGUGCAGCAGGUUCCUGCGGGGAAGAUGGCCUCUUACCCAAGCUGGAGUGGUGUGACAUGAUCACUGUUCACUGGAACCUGCACCUCCAGGGAUCAAGUGACCUUCCCCACUCUGCCAUCCAGGUAGCUGGCACAAAAUGCGCGCCACCACACCCAGGUAACUUUUUGUACUUUUAGUCGAUAUGAACUUUCACCACGUUGCCUAGGCCGAUCUCCAACUCCUGGACUCAAGCAAUCCCCUCGCCUCGACCUCUCAAGGUGCCAGGAUUACAGGCAUGAGCCAUGCACCCGGCCCACCUGAGCAUGUCGAAUGCUUGUGAAAAUCGGGUUAUCCAACACAAUAGAGUAUGUCCCUGAUUUAUUUCUCUGCUUCAGACCAGGAGCUGAGGAAUGAUGCCACCACUACCACCAACCACCUGUGAGCUCGCUUCUCUGUGUUUCACAUUAAUAAAUGCACAUAGAAAAGUCCAGCAUAACAUGUAUCUACUGAUACCCUGCGUCAGGCAGCCCUUGAGACUUCCCUAAAAUGACAGACAGUGUUUGGGACCUCUCAGGACUCUUAUCCUUCCACAUGCACAAACAGAUGCCAGAACUGCCUGGCAUAACGACGAGUUCUACCAGGGCCGCCUGGUGACCCACUGCAUCAACCCUCCUCCCAUUUCCGGAGUUCAGAUUUGCUUCUUCCAUUUGGGAGACUGAGAGCCUGGGAAAUCCAUCUCUGCACCAUCUCUGUCUGAGGAGUGAGGAUAUGACAUUUACCUUCAGGUACAGCCGUGGUGGAGGAUGAAUGGGUGAAUUUAGGUGACAUGUGCAGUAGCAAUUCAAUGUUUUAGACAGUUUUUCUGAAUUUUCUGGGAAAACACGCAUACACUCCCAAAGACAUUCCCAAUCACUCCACAGGGCUGUCUCCUCCAUACCUCACCGCCCUGAGGCACACCACCCUAUUCCAUCUAAAUGGCAGUUCUGCCUCCAGGGACGCGAGAGGAUGGUCAUGGUUCUUUACUGGAUGGACUGAGCGUUUUUUAAACCAAACUGCCCCUAUCUCCUUUCUGUCAGGAAGCUCAAACCAAAGCAGCCCCCCAGCAAAAGCAGGAGAGUGAGUGCCACCUGUUGCCACACUCAAGAUCUUUCCUGAGCGGAGGAGCGCUCCCAGAAUACACACCUUUUUCCUUGGAGGGUUCCUCUGCCUGCAUGGACAGAAAGGAAAACACCGUGAGCUUCAGACCAUCCUGAGGCUUGAGUGUACAGGUCUUUUCUUCAUUGUUGACAUUAGAAGACCAGAUGGGAAAGAGUGUCCAAGUCAGAGGAACACAGAAGAAGAACAGGACAACUGACUCACGCUAACGUCGUUCUCGCAGGAUAUUCCCUCUCAAGGUCCUGUGACUUGGCAGUGAAGUGAUUCUGCCCCAAGCACGGAAUCAAGCUGCAGAGGAGGAAGCUCACUGUCACUAAGUGCGUGGCUGGUGCUGCCAUUUUCUCCUCCUGUCUUAAAUCAAGCCUCAGUGGGGAACAGACUCUCACUCGGAAUUCUCCCCACCAAAGACACUGUAUAAAUCACCUAUGACACAUAGGGUCAGAUUCUCCUACCGUACUGAAAUUCAAAAGGAUAAAGUUGAGAAAUCUUUUCUCCAACCAAACCAGGUGGACUGACCUUCCCCUGUGGUGGCUCCUCCUCAUCUGAGGAUUGGUAGGAGAACUCUUCCAGCACGGUGUAUCCUGUGGGAAGUAAAAGGACACAGAGUGAGUCAGCAGGUGCAGAAGAGGAGCAGGGAAGAGAGGUUCUCUAGCCCCAGGUCACCCCAUCAACGUGAAAUAGCCCAUCUCAAACAGGGCACAGCACCCAGGGCAGGCUGUGUGUCCCUGCAGGCUCUUCAGGCUCCUGCCUCUUAAUCUGACUUGAGCUCACUUGCCCUCCCUGAGUCCUUCCAAUCUCAUUUCCCCCCUAGAAUCCACCUCUGGUGCUUCUGCGUGCAUCAGUCAUUCUGCAAUAUGUUAUACUUGGUACAAAGCAACCUUUCUUCUGAGACAUCUCAUUCGAGCCAAAUACACGCUAUGUUCACCAGUCUGUUGUACUGAAGACAAUAAAGCUUUGAAAAUACUUAGUUAUCCUCUCCUUUAAAGGUCGCCCCUAUUUAGCAAGUGCUAUCUGUUGUUGCACUGACCUUCUCAAGGCAACAUCUGCGUGUGUCAAGAGUUCAUUGCUGCUCACACUCACGCUGGCUCUGACACUGGAACAGUCUGUCAGGGGAGCAGCAGGUGGGGGAACUGACCGGAGCUCUCCAUCCCAGCCGUGCAGCAGGUUCCUGCGGGGAAGAUGGCCUCUUACCCAAGCUGGAGUGGUGUGACAUGAUCACUGUUCACUGGAACCUGCACCUCCAGGGAUCAAGUGACCUUCCCCACUCUGCCAUCCAGGUAGCUGGCACAAAAUGCGCGCCACCACACCCAGGUAACUUUUUGUACUUUUAGUCGAUAUGAACUUUCACCACGUUGCCUAGGCCGAUCUCCAACUCCUGGACUCAAGCAAUCCCCUCGCCUCGACCUCUCAAGGUGCCAGGAUUACAGGCAUGAGCCAUGCACCCGGCCCACCUGAGCAUGUCGAAUGCUUGUGAAAAUCGGGUUAUCCAACACAAUAGAGUAUGUCCCUGAUUUAUUUCUCUGCUUCAGACCAGGAGCUGAGGAAUGAUGCCACCACUACCACCAACCACCUGUGAGCUCGCUUCUCUGUGUUUCACAUUAAUAAAUGCACAUAGAAAAGUCCAGCAUAACAUGUAUCUACUGAUACCCUGCGUCAGGCAGCCCUUGAGACUUCCCUAAAAUGACAGACAGUGUUUGGGACCUCUCAGGACUCUUAUCCUUCCACAUGCACAAACAGAUGCCAGAACUGCCUGGCAUAACGACGAGUUCUACCAGGGCCGCCUGGUGACCCACUGCAUCAACCCUCCUCCCAUUUCCGGAGUUCAGAUUUGCUUCUUCCAUUUGGGAGACUGAGAGCCUGGGAAAUCCAUCUCUGCACCAUCUCUGUCUGAGGAGUGAGGAUAUGACAUUUACCUUCAGGUACAGCCGUGGUGGAGGAUGAAUGGGUGAAUUUAGGUGACAUGUGCAGUAGCAAUUCAAUGUUUUAGACAGUUUUUCUGAAUUUUCUGGGAAAACACGCAUACACUCCCAAAGACAUUCCCAAUCACUCCACAGGGCUGUCUCCUCCAUACCUCACCGCCCUGAGGCACACCACCCUAUUCCAUCUAAAUGGCAGUUCUGCCUCCAGGGACGCGAGAGGAUGGUCAUGGUUCUUUACUGGAUGGACUGAGCGUUUUUUAAACCAAACUGCCCCUAUCUCCUUUCUGUCAGGAAGCUCAAACCAAAGCAGCCCCCCAGCAAAAGCAGGAGAGUGAGUGCCACCUGUUGCCACACUCAAGAUCUUUCCUGAGCGGAGGAGCGCUCCCAGAAUACACACCUUUUUCCUUGGAGGGUUCCUCUGCCUGCAUGGACAGAAAGGAAAACACCGUGAGCUUCAGACCAUCCUGAGGCUUGAGUGUACAGGUCUUUUCUUCAUUGUUGACAUUAGAAGACCAGAUGGGAAAGAGUGUCCGAGUCAAAGGAACACAGAAGAAGAACAGGACAGCUGACUCACGCUAACGUCGUUCUCGCAGGAUAUUCCCUCUCAAGGUCCUGUGACUUGGCAGUGAAGUGCUUCUGCCCCAAGCACGGAAUCAAGCUGCAGAGGAGGAAGCUCACUGUCACUAAGUGCGUGGCUGGUGCUGCCAUUUUCUCCUCCUGUCUUAAAUCAAGCCUCAGUGGGGAACAGACUCUCACUCGGAAUUCUCCCCACCAAAGACACUGUAUAAAUCACCUAUGACACAUAGGGUCAGAUUCUCCUACCGUACUGAAAUUCAAAAGGAUAAAGUUGAGAAAUCUUUUCUCCAACCAAACCAGGUGGACUGACCUUCCCCUGUGGUGGCUCCUCCUCAUCUGAGGAUUGGUAGGAGAACUCUUCCAGCACGGUGUAUCCUGUGGGAAGUAAAAGGACACAGAGUGAGUCAGCAGGUGCAGAAGAGGAGCAGGGAAGAGAGGUUCUCUAGCCCCAGGUCACCCCAUCAACGUGAAAUAGCCCAUCUCAAACAGGGCACAGCACCCAGGGCAGGCUGUGUGUCCCUGCAGGCUCUUCAGGCUCCUGCCUCCUAAUCUGACUUGAGCUCACUUGCCCUCCCUGAGUCCUUCCAAUCUCAUUUCCCCCCUAGAAUCCACCUCUGGUGCUUCUGCGUGCAUCAGUCAUUCUGCAAUAUGUUAUACUUGGUACAAAGCAACCUUUCUUCUGAGACAUCUCAUUCGAGCCAAAUACACGCUAUGUUCACCAGUCUGUUGUACUGAAGACAAUAAAGCUUUGAAAAUACUUAGUUAUCCUCUCCUUUAAAGGUCACCCCUAUUUAGCAAGUGCUAUCUGUUGUUGCACUGACCUUCUCAAGGCAACAUCUGCGUGUGUCAAGAGUUCAUUGCUGCUCACACUCACGCUGGCUCUGACACUGGAACAGUCUGUCAGGGGAGCAGCAGGUGGGGGAACUGACCGGAGCUCUCCAUCCCAGCCGUGCAGCAGGUUCCUGCGGGGAAGAUGGCCUCUUACCCAAGCUGGAGUGGUGUGACAUGAUCACUGUUCACUGGAACCUGCACCUCCAGGGAUCAAGUGACCUUCCCCACUCUGCCAUCCAGGUAGCUGGCACAAAAUGCGCGCCACCACACCCAGGUAACUUUUUGUACUUUUAGUCGAUAUGAACUUUCACCACGUUGCCUAGGCCGAUCUCCAACUCCUGGACUCAAGCAAUCCCCUCGCCUCGACCUCUCAAGGUGCCAGGAUUACAGGCAUGAGCCAUGCACCCGGCCCACCUGAGCAUGUCGAAUGCUUGUGAAAAUCGGGUUAUCCAACACAAUAGAGUAUGUCCCUGAUUUAUUUCUCUGCUUCAGACCAGGAGCUGAGGAAUGAUGCCACCACUACCACCAACCACCUGUGAGCUCGCUUCUCUGUGUUUCACAUUAAUAAAUGCACAUAGAAAAGUCCAGCAUAACAUGUAUCUACUGAUACCCUGCGUCAGGCAGCCCUUGAGACUUCCCUAAAAUGACAGACAGUGUUUGGGACCUCUCAGGACUCUUAUCCUUCCACAUGCACAAACAGAUGCCAGAACUGCCUGGCAUAACGACGAGUUCUACCAGGGCCGCCUGGUGACCCACUGCAUCAACCCUCCUCCCAUUUCCGGAGUUCAAAUUUGCUUCUUCCAUUUGGGAGACUGAGAGCCUGGGAAAUCCAUCUCUGCACCAUCUCUGUCUGAGGAGUGAGGAUAUGACAUUUACCUUCAGGUACAGCCGUGGUGGAGGAUGAAUGGGUGAAUUUAGGUGACAUGUGCAGUAGCAAUUCAAUGUUUUAGACAGUUUUUCUGAAUUUUCUGGGAAAACACGCAUACACUCCCAAAGACAUUCCCAAUCACUCCACAGGGCUGUCUCCUCCAUACCUCACCGCCCUGAGGCACACCACCCUAUUCCAUCUAAAUGGCAGUUCUGCCUCCAGGGACGCGAGAGGAUGGUCAUGGUUCUUUACUGGAUGGACUGAGCGUUUUUUAAACCAAACUGCCCCUAUCUCCUUUCUGUCAGGAAGCUCAAACCAAAGCAGCCCCCCAGCAAAAGCAGGAGAGUGAGUGCCACCUGUUGCCACACUCAAGAUCUUUCCUGAGCGGAGGAGCGCUCCCAGAAUACACACCUUUUUCCUUGGAGGGUUCCUCUGCCUGCAUGGACAGAAAGGAAAACACCGUGAGCUUCAGACCAUCCUGAGGCUUGAGUGUACAGGUCUUUUCUUCAUUGUUGACAUUAGAAGACCAGAUGGGAAAGAGUGUCCAAGUCAAAGGAACACAGAAGAAGAACAGGACAGCUGACUCACGCUAAUGUCGUUCUCGCAGGAUAUUCCCUCUCAAGGUCCUGUGACUUGGCAGUGAAGUGCUUCUGCCCCAAGCACGGAAUCAAGCUGCAGAGGAGGAAGCUCACUGUCACUAAGUGCGUGGCUGGUGCUGCCAUUUUCUCCUCCUGUCUUAAAUCAAGCCUCAGUGGGGAACAGACUCUCACUCGGAAUUCUCCCCACCAAAGACACUGUAUAAAUCACCUAUGACACAUAGGGUCAGAUUCUCCUACCGUACUGAAAUUCAAAAGGAUAAAGUUGAGAAAUCUUUUCUCCAACCAAACCAGGUGGACUGACCUUCCCCUGUGGUGGCUCCUCCUCAUCUGAGGAUUGGUAGGAGAACUCUUCCAGCACGGUGUAUCCUGUGGGAAGUAAAAGGACACAGAGUGAGUCAGCAGGUGCAGAAGAGGAGCAGGGAAGAGAGGUUCUCUAGCCCCAGGUCACCCCAUCAACGUGAAAUAGCCCAUCUCAAACAGGGCACAGCACCCAGGGCAGGCUGUGUGUCCCUGCAGGCUCUUCAGGCUCCUGCCUCCUAAUCUGACUUGAGCUCACUUGCCCUCCCUGAGUCCUUCCAAUCUCAUUUCCCCCCUAGAAUCCACCUCUGGUGCUUCUGCGUGCAUCAGUCAUUCUGCAAUAUGUUAUACUUGGUACAAAGCAACCUUUCUUCUGAGACAUCUCAUUCGAGCCAAAUACACGCUAUGUUCACCAGUCUGUUGUACUGAAGACAAUAAAGCUUUGAAAAUACUUAGUUAUCCUCUCCUUUAAAGGUCGCCCCUAUUUAGCAAGUGCUAUCUGUUGUUGCACUGACCUUCUCAAGGCAACAUCUGCGUGUGUCAAGAGUUCAUUGCUGCUCACACUCACGCUGGCUCUGACACUGGAACAGUCUGUCAGGGGAGCAGCAGGUGGGGGAACUGACCGGAGCUCUCCAUCCCAGCCGUGCAGCAGGUUCCUGCGGGGAAGAUGGCCUCUUACCCAAGCUGGAGUGGUGUGACAUGAUCACUGUUCACUGGAACCUGCACCUCCAGGGAUCAAGUGACCUUCCCCACUCUGCCAUCCAGGUAGCUGGCACAAAAUGCGCGCCACCACACCCAGGUAACUUUUUGUACUUUUAGUCGAUAUGAACUUUCACCACGUUGCCUAGGCCGAUCUCCAACUCCUGGACUCAAGCAAUCCCCUCGCCUCGACCUCUCAAGGUGCCAGGAUUACAGGCAUGAGCCAUGCACCCGGCCCACCUGAGCAUGUCGAAUGCUUGUGAAAAUCGGGUUAUCGAACACAAUAGAGUAUGUCCCUGAU